AUGAAGAAUAAAGUCCAAACCCAGAAUGAUGAUAUCCGGACUGAAAUCACUCCAGGAAUUAUAGGAGCGCCUCUCAGGCUUGCGCACUUCCGGAGUAGAGACCUGAGCGUUGCGCUUGUGCCAGCAUCAAGUGGCCAAUCGACUGCCACACAAGGAGCAAACAACCAUAAACUCUCAUCACGAGGUAAUGUGUUGAUAUUCUCUAUGCAACUUAUCCGCCUUUUCAGCAUUGAUGUUCGAGCAGCAAUGUCCAUUUUCAAAAUCUCAGAGAGGGUCGGGGUUUCGACUGUGAAAUUGGAAUUCUCGGGAGAAUGUAGAUUGGUUUUAGCAUCAUCCCUUGGCUCUGGAAUACAGGAAUAUCUUAACUCGACAUAUUUCCCGGUCGAGUUACUCAUACAGUAUGCUAUACCAAACACCCUCUUCACCAACCUUGGUCUCCAAUUACAAACACGCCACAUGGGACUCUCACAUCUGUCACCGACAACAUCGAGCUCCACCUCCAAGCCGCGAUCCGACCAGACUGCCACCGCCGAGAUUGGGGUCAGUCCUCACAUCGUAACCCGAGUUUCGCACGGAAGACCGGACCUCCACUCUGUGGCCGCCAACAGGUCAGACCGGUGGACAUCUCAUCCAAAAUACCGGGCGAUUCAUGGAAAUUCCAAAGGGACUUUUACCGGAGAAGGCGGACAAGGACCGAGGGUGAGUACCUUAUCCCUCGAUCUAGACACUUAA
Molecule: messenger RNA, 732 nt
Organism: Striga asiatica
Lineage: Eukaryota; Viridiplantae; Streptophyta; Magnoliopsida; Lamiales; Orobanchaceae
Source: the annotation of a GenBank genome assembly